Messenger RNA from Musa acuminata AAA Group (dessert banana), 2444 nucleotides. RefSeq lists its product as uncharacterized. The transcript has 7 exons. Lineage: Eukaryota; Viridiplantae; Streptophyta; Magnoliopsida; Zingiberales; Musaceae. Gene Ontology annotation, cellular component: membrane. Bases 17 to 2275 code for a protein of 752 amino acids. The record is from RefSeq and is a predicted model, not a curated record. Gene Ontology annotation, molecular function: protein binding.
UCGACGUGUUACGGAUAUGGCGGCUCCUUCCAGCACCCAAAAGCCGACGCUGGCUGAUGAUGUAGGCGCCGGAUCAGGGACAAAAGGAGAGAAACAGCCGUCUGGCUCCGGGAAAGGCGCAGGUGAUGGUGGAUCAGAGGAGCCACCGCAUGUCCUGGACGUGGCACGCUUCCAACGACUGAACUCGCUCAUCCACCGUGAGAACGUGGACGUGAACGAACUCCUGCGUCUAGUGGAGCAGAAUAACCACGUGAACCUCAUGAACGACCCGCUGCUCAGCGUCGUCAUCGCCUGCAAGAAGUCCAAGCUCGCCGUCCUCCUCAUCGCCAAAAUAUCAUCAAAUGACAUUCUCGAGGCCUACAACUACAACGGCGACACGGCGCUUCACGUGGCUGCAGCCAUGGACGACAAAGAAGUGGCCUCGGAGCUGAUCCGCAGGGUGCCAGUUCUCGUUCAUGUGCGGAACGGGAAGCAGGAGAUACCGCUACAUAAGGCGGCCCUAUACGGGCAGAGGGACAUGUUCUGGCUGCUGGUGGAAAAGAACAGCUCAGCGGAAGCCCGGAGGGAGGACGGCGCCACCAUGCUGCACUGUGCCAUCAUGGGCAAUGCGCCGGUACUCGCCUUGGAGAUUGCAAAGGAAUAUCCAUCUCAGAUCGAAUCCCGGAAUGAGCGCGCCCUGACUCCGCUGCAGCUGUUGGUGACUAUUCCAGAGGCAUUCCGAAGCCAAGUAGUUCUUGGGGCCCUCGACUCCUUCAUCUACGAAUGGAUUCCUUUGGAAGAGGACUCGAGUAAAAUGAACAAAAGGGAUGAAGAGGUGGCACUCAAUAGAUCUAGCAUUGGAGUAGCACAAGACGAUAACUCACCGAGGGCUUUUCGCUCAAAAUUCCCAUCAAACUACAGCACUCUCUUUGACCUGUUGGAGUUGACCAACAUCCCAGCUGGCUGGAUUCAGCGAUUUGUUUAUAACAUUAUAAGGCAAUUGUCGCCGAGAGUCCAACGUCUGGAGUGGAAGAAGAAGAACCAUACAGAAACUAUGCACCUUAUCGAAUACUUAGCCAAAGAAGGAUUCUUCGUGUUCUUUGUGCGUGGAAAAGUUCCCCCCAAAGUUGCAACAAGUACUUCAGAAGCGCUUGACGACCAAUUUGGUAAGCUUGGUCCACCGGAGUCUGUACACGAAGGUGAUGCCCAAAAAAAGGAUACGGAAGCCCCAGCUGUAGUGAAAGAGCUCAUUGACGGGAUGACCGAUAAGCUCUACAAAUUAUUGUCGAAGGAAUCGGAAACACCGGUCUCAAUUGCAAUCAAAGAGGCGGCUCAGAGUGUGGAGAAAGUGUUCAAGGCACUGUCACCUAGCUCGGAAGAGAGAUGGAACGAACCACCCUUGAUCUUAGGUGCACAAAUGGGCCUUCAUGAUUUCGUCCGCAAGAUCCUGGAAGUGUGCCCACAGUCAGCAACCUACCUGGACACGAAGGGCAGAAAUGUUCUCCAAGUGGCGAUAGAAUCUGGGAACCGAGAGAAUGUAGAAACUAUCGGUAGGAUGACCCAGGGAGACAACCCCAUUUUACCAUCCUGGUUGUUGUCCAACAUCGACUCUAAAACCAGAAACACCAUCCUGCAUUUUGCUUCUGAGACGGUCGGUGAUACCGGAGACGAUGCAGUCCAAAUGCAAGAUGAGAUACGAUGGUUUGAGAUGGUGAAAGAGAUGGUGCCUAGGGAGCUCGUGUACAGUCGAAACGCGGCCGAGAAGACAGCGCGGGAGAUCUUUACCGAGAGUCACAAAGAGAUGUUUAAGGACUGCAAGAAUCGGCUAAUGGAGAUGGGCAAGACAUGUUCAGGCCUCGUAGCGGCGGUGGUCUUCGCGUCCAGCUUCUCCAUCCCGGGCGAGAAGAAUUCCAAAACCGGCAACCCUGAGUACUUCAACAGGCUACCCUUUAAGGUGUUCACGCAUGCGUACGUGAUCGGGUUGUCGUGCGCCGCCACGUCUCUGGUGUUGUUCUUGUCCCUCGUCAUCUCGCCUUACAAGGAGCAGCAGUUCCGCCGUGCCAUCCCCACCAAGUACUUCUUCGCUUGCUUCUCGUUUGGGUUGGCGCUGACGGCUUUGCUGCUGGCCUUCACAUGCAACAUCUUCCUACAGAUAUAUGGCGGGCAGAAAACACUUACGAGGGACAUCCUUCAACUGGUACUGGAGCUUACCGUCUUCCCCACUGUCUGCUUGGUUGUGCUCCUCUACCGUGGUGCCAAUUUUGGUCCGUCUUUUUUCCGUCGUAUUUGGUGUUGAGUCAAUAAGCGUUAAUGUCAGGCAUACUUCCUCGGCUUCGUGGUCUGUGCCAGUAGAACUCUUGCGUGUGUUUGUGUGUGGUAUUAAAUUCUGAUAAUUCCUGAAUUGUACUCGCAUUUAUUUCGAGACUACUAUGAAUUGGACGUAUUUUGACUUUUUUGAUUUGAAA